Rhagoletis zephyria (snowberry fruit fly) is the source of this 2659-nucleotide messenger RNA. RefSeq lists its product as uncharacterized. Gene Ontology annotation, cellular component: peroxisome. The record is from RefSeq and is a predicted model, not a curated record. Gene Ontology annotation, biological process: regulation of fatty acid beta-oxidation; protein processing. NCBI's taxonomy places the organism in Eukaryota, Metazoa, Arthropoda, Insecta, Diptera, Tephritidae. Gene Ontology annotation, molecular function: serine-type endopeptidase activity.
GCGUGAUCUUGUGACUUUCGUUCAUGUACUUGAAUCAUGUAAAUCGGGUGCAAUUGUCCAGUAAAUCGCAAAGAGCAAAACAAAGAAUAAAAGGAAAAUUGUACCAAAACAAUAAACAAAAAAAUAGGACUCUGAUCUCUCGAAUGAGAUUCAACUUCGUACGAUAACAACUUGGCGAUCCAGCGAAUAGAUAUUUUGAAAACUUUCCAUGUUGAUACUGAUGCAAAUGAUACAGUAAAUAUUUGCUCACCUUGCAUGGUAAAGUUGGAUGCAAGUUCGUAGCCAUAGUGUGGAGAACCAAAGAGUGCCUUCAUUUUGGAAAUAGACUACAAAAAACGUCUCAUUGCAAAUCGUCCGAAUCGUCGUUCCGAAGAUGUUACUAAAGAUUAGACAUGCGCUGCUAGAGAUCAGUAAUCACCCAGUGACUAAACAGUCGGCUAUUAUUAUAAACAAUGAAAUUAUUAUUACUUCUGGCUGUAUACUCCAGCCAUAUGUACUUCCAAAAACGCCAUUCGUGGCAGACCCCAAUAUAGAGGAUGUGUGCCCCAGCACGAAAAUCCUACAUAAAUUACAUCAAUGUCAGCUAAUUAAUGUGCAAGAGGGUAAUAGUGAUGAAGCGAAGCAUUUGAAUGCGCUGAACUACCAGGUGACAUUCGAUCGACGCAAAUUACCACCGCCUAAUGAACGUCGGAGGCAGCCGCAUAUACUAACGCGUUACUGUGCCAAAUUGCUGUUUCUCUUCAGUUCAGCGGAUAUUUCGCGACAUGUAUUACGUUUUCUGGGUAAGGACAAUACAGCGGCCGAAUCUAAACCUAACAACGAAGUGCUGCUUUCCAGUUUUCUGGUGUUAACCAUGCGUUGCGAUGGCGGAAAAGAGAAUUUUGAUCGAUUCUUACGGCAUAUUGAACAUUACUUACGCUAUCUGCAACCAAUUCAUACUUUGGACGAUGUACUGGUUAUGUGCACGCCAUUCGGCUUGGAAAACUUCUUUAAGACAAUAAGCAUCGGCAAAGUAUCGAAUGUGAUGGGCCGCGAUGGUUGUCUAUUUGUGCUGUCAAAUGCGUUGGCGCUAGGUUGUGAAGGUGCAGCUGUGUUCAAUAAUAAGCUGCGCUUGAUUGGCAUGAUAAUGUGCACUUCCUUUCAGCGGCAACAGGAGAAUGUCAACUUGACUUUAGCGGCGAAUUUCGCUUUUAUGCUACGCGAUUUUAUGCGUCAAUUAGGCUUAAAUAUAACUUCUAUUCGGGUGCCGAGAGAUUCAUCAAAUUUUCCAUGGGAGCGCGCUAUGGUUGUAAUUGAGGCAGCUGGCAGUCAAGGCACUGGUACAUUUGUAAAGGUGCUGAAUAAGAAAUUUAUACUCACAUGCACACAUGUCGUCUUCAAGCUAAAUUCCAAGGCAUUUUGUCGCAGCGUAGAUGGAGAAUUCGAGUCGGAAGUGCUUUGGCGUAAUCCACAAUGCGACCAACCUUUUGAUGUUGCCUUACUGGCUGCACCAGAUAACAUUCCAGAACGCUAUUGUGUACGUUUGUCCAAUGCCAAACCGUCGCUCGGCCAAACGGUCUAUAAUGCAGGCUUUCCCUACUUCGUUAACUUCAAUUUGAAAUACGAUUUCAAUCCAGCCAUAUUUCAAGGACGCAUUAUUAAAUGUUCACCUGGCGCGAUUAUGUCUGACGGUUGUGUACAGGCUGGACAGAGUGGAGGUCCAAUGUUUGAUGAUCAGGGUUGUAUUUUGGGCAUCUGUGUGUCAAAUAUAAAAGUUGGAAAUGUGGUGUACCCGAAUUUAAAUACUGCAGUGCCUAUUUACCAAAUACGAACAUGGUUGGAGCAAUAUGCGCGGACGAAUGACAUAAAAGUAUUAAGUAACUUGGUGGCUAAUAAGGAAAUGCAGCGUAUAUGGGCUUUAGAAGCGCCGCCGAUUUUAAGUAAAUUAUAGUAGGUAAACAUGAAAUGGUGGUCUUCUUGAAACUAAUGGUGUUACAUCAAGCGUCCACUUCCUAACAUACAUACAUACAUAUUACGGCAACCCUUAAAAUAUAAACAUUAUGUAGUACCCUUCAUUUUGUCUAUAUGAAUAAGUUUCAAUAAUAGAAAUUUUAAAUUUAUAAGAUUUCUUCAAGGAAAAAUUUUGUAGAAUUUUUGCGAUAUUUUUUUUUCUUUUUUUGGUUUUAAUUUUAUACGCAGAACAAAAGGGUACUCCACAUAAAAUUUAUAUGUUAUUUUAAGCACAAUCGUAACACUAUGUUUGUGUGUAUAAAUCAAUAAUUAUUAAUUUGAUUUCCAAUCAUACUCAAAUGUAUAGAAAUGUUUUACAAAUUUGUAAACCCAAGUGAUUUAAAUAUAAAUAUUAGAUAUAUUCACGACCCGGUGCAUACUGUCUAGCAUGGUGCAUACAUAGCAUAAAUAAAUAGCAUGAUUGUUGUUUUUCAUGUGUUUGGAUAACAACAAAAUAUGCCAAUCAUGCUAUUUAAGUUAUCUAUGCACCAUGCUAGACAUUGUGCACCGGAUUGUGAAUACCCCCAUUAUAUAUGUACAUAAAUAUAUCAUUACUUUAGUUAAUAUAGAAUGACCCUAAUUGUUCCUCACCUUAGGAGCCCUCCCUUCUAUAGUAAAAAAUUUGUACAUAUAUAUUGAGUUCAAACUUCAAUAAACAAGUAUGUAUGUA